AUGGGAGACACAACGGUGGAAGAUCACUCAGCGGAUGUCCCUACGACGCCAAUAAUUUUGAAGACGAACGCUGGUACUGAGAGGUUUGCCGACUUACUGAAUGACAUUCUGAAGGAGUACAAUUUAUUGUAUGAAGAGAACAAAGCGCUUAUUGCUCAAUUGGAGGCACUGAAAGUCCAACCGAAUGUGAGGAAUGUGAAAUUUUAUCAGUCAGAAACGAUAGACACAAAAAAGCCAAAAACAACGAAGAACGUCUACUCCCAUUAUGUUAGCAAGAAAACAACCGCACACUGGAAAUUCUUACAUAGCUACUUGUCACAUCGAGAUUGUGUGUUUGACAUCGCUUGUUGUCCUUGGGACGUGAGCACGUUUGCAACGGCAAGUUCGGAUAGAUCAGCGAGGAUAUCGACGGCACAGUCGGGGAAAUGUCUUCAGUUUUUUCCGCAUCCACGUCCUGUGACAUCAGUCGCGUUUCAUCCGAGUGAACACAUUAUGGCCACUGCUUGUGGCGAUGGAAUUGCACGAAUUUAUAAAGUCGGAAAUCUGAAUGAAGAAGACAUGAAAGAGGAGCAACCCGUUGUUGAGCAGAAAGUCGGCGAAAUUGCAAUUGGCGUCUCUUUUAAUAACGACGCGUUCAUUGCAGAAAGUUGGGAUGGAAUCAUUGGCGUCUAUGAUUUGCAUGGAGAACACAUAUCUUCAAUCAGUUCAUCCAUUCCUGUCUCAGAAAGACUUACUUCAUUGGCUUGCGACUUAUAUUCCCCAAUCCUAUCUGCCACAGCAACUGAUGGGACACUCAGACUCUUUGAUAUAAGAACUCCAAAUCACACCCGAAUCGAGUGUAUUAACGCACACUCCGAAUCCUGUUUGUCUGCACAAUUUGCAGAGCAAGGAAAGACUCUAGUGACUUCCGGAUUUGAUAAAGUCGUGAAAGUGUGGGACACUAAAAUGAUGAAGUCACCAAAGGCGACGUAUAAAGUGUACUAUCCCUCUAAAAUUAGUAUGUCCGUCAAUGACAAGUUUUUAGUCCAAUCGGAGGACAAGUCAUUCAUUAUCAUAGACCCGAACGGUCUUCGCCAUGGGAAGUUGAAAAUAGGGACUGACAUCAUCCAACGUGAGCAUUUAAGGCUUCAAGUCUGUUCAUCUUUUAGUAAAGAUGAAAGUGUUUUAUACACUGCUGGUCUUGGUCGUCAUGUUGUAGCAUGGAACCAAUUAAUUACUAUUUGA
Molecule: messenger RNA, 1224 nt
Organism: Entamoeba invadens IP1
Lineage: Eukaryota; Evosea; Mastigamoebida; Endamoebidae
Product: WD-repeat protein, putative
Exons: 4
Coding region: 1-1224 (407 amino acids)
Biological process (GO): protein import into peroxisome matrix
Cellular component (GO): cytosol; peroxisomal matrix
Molecular function (GO): protein binding
Source: RefSeq, a predicted model, not a curated record